AUGAGCUUCGUCACCCGCCGUGCGCUCUCUACCCUUAUCCCCCCAAGCCAAAAUCCCGUCUCGGAUCAUACGGACACGACAACAACGAAAUGGAGAGGACUAGAAUCAAAGCAACACGAGCAGGAAGACCGGAUCGACAGCAAGGGAGGGAAUGUGAAGGAGCAGGAUGAUGCGAUUGGCGGCGAUUUACAGAACGAGGAGGCCAUUGGCGCUGCCCCCGAUGCUGUCGUCAUGAAGCGCGUCGUCUCGUUCUACGAGAAGCUUCCCCGCGGCCCCGCUCCCGAGAUCAAGCCCCAGGGCUUCUGGGGCAAGUACCAGGCCAAGCACUUUGGCAAGAACCCUUCGGCUAAGCGUACGUCUACCACCAUCUACAUGCUGUCCCGGUCCGAGAAAAAGCCUGGCAAAGCCAUCGUUCACGCCAUUGUCGGUCUUCUGAUCGUCGGUUAUGCUCAGAACUACUACUUCCACCUCCGCCACCACAAGAACCACGCUCACUAA
Neurospora hispaniola is the source of this 498-nucleotide messenger RNA. RefSeq names its product mitochondrial F1-F0 ATP synthase subunit F of fungi-domain-containing protein. Gene Ontology annotation, biological process: proton motive force-driven ATP synthesis. Lineage: Eukaryota; Fungi; Ascomycota; Sordariomycetes; Sordariales; Sordariaceae. Gene Ontology annotation, molecular function: proton-transporting ATP synthase activity, rotational mechanism. The record is from RefSeq and is a predicted model, not a curated record. The coding region runs from base 1 to 498 and encodes 165 amino acids. The transcript has 5 exons.